CCGGGAGGAGGAGGAGGAGGAGGCGGAGGACGCGGCGGCGGGGACGCGGUGACUUAGGGCCGCUCCGUGUUAUGAAGACAGCAUGGAGUUCCCGGACCACAGUAGACAUUUGCUGCAGUGUCUGAGCGAGCAGCGGCACCAGGGCUUCCUUUGUGACUGCACCGUCCUGGUGGGAGAUGCCCAGUUCCGCGCGCACCGAGCUGUGCUGGCUUCGUGCAGCAUGUACUUCCACCUCUUUUACAAGGACCAGCUGGACAAAAGGGACAUUGUUCAUCUGAACAGCGACAUUGUGACGGCCCCGGCUUUCGCGCUCCUGCUUGAAUUCAUGUACGAAGGGAAACUCCAGUUCAAAGACUUGCCCAUUGAGGACGUGCUCGCAGCUGCCAGUUACCUCCACAUGUACGACAUCGUCAAAGUGUGCAAGAAGAAGCUGAAGGAGAAGGCCUCCACCGAGGCGGACAGCACCAAGAAGGAGGAGGACGCGUCCAGCUGCUCGGACAAGGUCGAGAGCCUGUCGGACGGCAGCAGCCACGUGGCGGGCGACCUGCCCAGCGACGAGGACGACGGCGAGGACGACAAGCUGCCCCUCCUGCCCGGCAAAAGGGACUUGGCGGCCGAGCCGGGCACCAUGUGGAUGCGCCUGCCCUCGGACUCGGCGGGGCUGCCCGCGGCCGGCGGGGACGCGGAGCCGCACCACGCGGCCGCCGGCAAGACCGUGGCCAGCCCCUGCAGCUCCGCAGAGUCUUUGUCGCAGAGGUCUGUGGCCUCCGUGAGGGGCUCGGCGGAUGUUGACUGUGUGCUGGACCUGUCUGUCAAGUCCGGCCUGUCAGGAGUUGAAAAUCUGAACAGCUCUUAUUUCUCUUCACAGGACGUGCUGAGAAGCAACCUGGUGCAGGUGAAGGUGGAGAAAGAGGCUCCGUGUGAGGAGGGCGAGGUGGGCGCUAGUGACUAUGACAUGGAGCGUAGCGCCGCGAAAGAGAGCGGGGCCGCUAACGCCCGCGGGCCGUACGAGCCGGCGCACCUGGCCCCGCUGCGCGAGGACUCGGUGUUGAGGGAGCUGGAGCGCGACGACAAGGCCAGCGACGACGAGAUGCUGAGCCCGGAGCACGAGCGCGGCCCGGCCGAGGCGGCCGUGGACGGCGGCCUGCUGCCCUACGUGUCCAACAUCCUGAGCCCGGCCGGCCAGAUCUUCAUGUGCCCGCUGUGCAACAAGGUCUUCCCGAGCCCGCACAUCCUGCAGAUCCACCUGAGCACGCACUUCCGCGAGCAGGACGGGCUGCGCGGCAAGCCGGCCGCCGACGUCAACGUGCCCACGUGCUCGCUCUGCGGCAAGACCUUCUCGUGCAUGUACACGCUCAAGCGCCACGAGCGGACCCACUCGGGCGAGAAGCCCUACACGUGCACGCAGUGCGGCAAGAGCUUCCAGUACUCGCACAACCUGAGCCGCCACGCGGUGGUGCACACGCGCGAGAAGCCGCACGCCUGCAAGUGGUGCGAGCGCAGGUUCACGCAGUCGGGGGACCUGUACAGACACAUCCGCAAGUUCCACUGUGAGUUGGUGAACUCCUUGUCUGUCAAAAGCGAGGCCCUGAGCCUGCCCGCGGUCAGAGACUGGACCUUAGAAGAUAGCUCCCAAGAACUCUGGAAAUGAUUUUCUAUGUCUCCCUCUCCAUAUAAAUAAUAUAUAUAUCGACACGUACAUAUAUAUACAUAGAUCUCUAUCUAGUCGUGGUACGGUCUAAAAGCAGCCUUGUUUCCUGGAACUAAACCGUCGGGGUGUUGACUCGGUUUUGCACUUUAGAGUAGCAUGAGACUCUAGCUAACUUAGCAUCCUGGGAAAAGAGACUCUGGAGCAAGUCGGAGACCAGAGAGGGCCUUUUCUUUCGCGGGGGGGCAGGGGGAGGAAGCCAAUGGGAACCUUUGAAACAGGUCAUCCUAUCACCAGAUGCUUUCACGGGGCUUCAUUCUGUCGACACUGCAUUGUUUUCGGAGCGCUCGCUCGCUCUCGCGCGCGCUCUCUCUCUCUCUCUCGCUCUCUCUCUCUCUCUCUCUUUUUCCACUUUGUUUUUGUUUUGUUCUGUUCUGUUUCAGAGUAGAGACCCCCUCCAGUUUGAUUAGCCUCUACUACAUGUCACAAAUUGCAUGAAUCUUUUCCGGCUGUUGGAAACCUGAGUGCUUUUAGACCCAAAUUGGGAGAUUUCUGAGAUGCUGGAUUAUCUAUUUUUAAACAAGCAGUUGACUUAAAACUUUCUGUGGCAACUUCUGGUUUUUCUGACAGCUCCCAGUGAGAGAAAUGCGGGAAGUACACUGGGCUCACUGGGACACUGUCUUUGUGAAGGUUUGCUUGGAACGAAAAAGGAUAUUGCAGCUUCAGCAGUGUUGAACUGUGUGUUGAAAAAUGUGAAUUACUGUUCUUGUAUACUGUAAUUGAUUACACGGGCCGGGGGGGGUGGGGUGUCAAAGAACUUGACAGGUUGUGUUGAUGCUCUUAGUUGAGUCUUGAAAAGUAAAUAUUAACGCUACAGAAAUGCAUGAGUUUCAAUAUAUUUUUUGUCUUUGUUUGCAUUGUAUAACUUUAACGAGUGAGUUUAAAAUUAUUUAAUUUCCUUAGAGAAACAAAAUAGCACCGUUUGGGGGGGAAAAAACCUGGUGUUAUGAAGAACGUAAAUGCACUGUUUUUAUUUUUAUUUUAUAUAAUUUAAAAAUUGACUUUCCCACUGUCUUUAAGUUGAGACUGUUAAGCUGAAUAAAAACUUACGCUGCAAAUUGAUAACUUCGCUACAUAACAAGGAAAAUAUAAAUGUUUACAAACGGCUUAAAGAUUUGCAUGUGCAGUGUGCAUUUAUAACAGACUCCUGAUUGCACAGAACCCAUGCCAGCUCAAAGUUUAGGGGUACACAUUUACCCGGUUGAGCAUUUUUAGAAUAACUACUGCACAAAUUGACAAUAGGUCAUUCUCUCUCUCUUUUUUUUUUUUUUUUGUCUCCCCUUUUCUUCUCCCCUUCUCCCUUAACCCUCCCUCCCUCCCCUCCUUCAUCGUCCUGCCCCCCACCCCCACCCCAACUCAUGAAAAGAUUCUAUGGACUGAAAAAGCCCGGGGCUGAAAGGACUGGCCUGCCUUGAUUGACGGGGGGAAGGUGGGGAAGGGGGUUAGUAGACUAUGUGUAUGGUGCAGCUGAGGCUGCAGCGGCCCGACGUGGGGUUUGAAUGACCAGCACGCAGGGCAAAAGCAUUUUGCACAGUGUUUGUUUUCCUGUCUUGCACUUACAAAUAAGGUCUAUGGGAGUAGCAUGGAAAACGUUUGCUGUUUUUCCCUUUUUUUUUUAAAUUGCUUUUGUUUAAAAUUUGAUCGCCUUAACUACUGUAAACAUAGCCUAUUUUUGUGCUUAAGAUACUGAAUGGAAAACUCCAUUGUGUGUUGCUGGACUGUUUUGGAAAUAUUUGGUCAAAUGUGUGUUAAUUUGGCUGUAAUGGCAUUUAAAGCAAACAAACAAACAAAAAAAGCUGUGAAAAUGGCCUUGGAGCAUUAUCUUUAGUUACUUGAAGAGUUCCUAGUUUUUUUUUUUGUUAAAUACAGUUUAUGUUAAAAUAAUUUUUAUUAAUUUAGAGGAGACAAUCAAUGUCUGAGAAAACGGACUUUCUUUUGGAAUUUCUUUUUGUGGUCAUUGUGAGUGAUUGCUUUUCCCUUUUAUUAGUUUCACAUUCUUCCUUCGUUCUAAAACUUAGACUGACAUCUAGCUUUGACAAUCAUAGUAUGUUUUAUUUUCCUGAGGGGGGAAUAACUUAUAAUGCUGUUUAGUUUUGUACUAUUGGUGUGUUGGUGAAUUUUUAAACUGUGUGCUAACUGCAAUAAAUUAUAUGAACUGAGAA
Molecule: messenger RNA, 3870 nt
Organism: Hyaena hyaena (striped hyena)
Lineage: Eukaryota; Metazoa; Chordata; Mammalia; Carnivora; Hyaenidae
Gene: ZBTB18
Product: zinc finger and BTB domain containing 18
Exons: 2
Coding region: 83-1651 (522 amino acids)
Biological process (GO): regulation of transcription by RNA polymerase II
Cellular component (GO): nucleus
Molecular function (GO): DNA-binding transcription factor activity, RNA polymerase II-specific; RNA polymerase II cis-regulatory region sequence-specific DNA binding; protein binding
Source: RefSeq, a predicted model, not a curated record